Pelodiscus sinensis (Chinese soft-shelled turtle) is the source of this 817-nucleotide messenger RNA. Lineage: Eukaryota; Metazoa; Chordata; Testudines; Trionychidae. The record is from RefSeq and is a predicted model, not a curated record.
AUGGAACAAGACAGCAAGAAAAAGCUGGCCAGCCUCUUUGGUAUUGAAUCAGGGCAUGAGAGAGACAUAACGGCAGAUAAAAUACUGCAGUAUAUUCCUGGGAGGAAUAUCACGGACCAGGAAAACCAAAAGGAAAACUUGGACCAGCGGUUUCCCAGCCUAUUCAAGAAAGGGCGGAGGAAGACGGUUGUAAGAAACCUGGGGAAAAUUAUCUAUUACUCCAAGGUCAAGUUUAAAUUCCAGCAUUGCCAGGAGGUGAAUGACUGCUACUUGGAACUAUUCCAGUCCCACCUGUACUUUCAGUCUGUUGGCUCGAAUGGAUUGACAUAUCAGGGGCUGCUGCCGCUGAAAGAGCUGAGCGUGUGUGACACUGAAAAGGCAAAGCGCGCAGAGCUGGAGCAGCAUGCCUUCCGCAUCACAGGUGAGUGCUGCUUGGUUGGCUGUGGCACGAUGAGAGUGAAAUGUGAGCUGGCCGUGAUGUGGCCGUGCUUUGCAGGAAGCCACAGGGGAAAACGUGCUUCGGAGAUAGGGUUUGAACCCCGCAGGGUGUUAUCCCUAUUAUGACCCAUAUUUAAGAGCCCUUGUUCCCCAUAGAUCUCUGGGUCCCAGCCAGCCUUAACACCAGACCUCUCCACCUCUGGGCUCUUUCCUUGCUGUUCCGGACAUUGGUCUAGAGGGGAGGUUGGUGAGCAAAGAUGUGAAUUCGGUUCCCAAUCCUGUGUGACUAUGGAAAAGUACUCAGUCUCUCCACGACCUGGCGUGCCCAGUUUCAUCACAACACUGGAAUGAGUGUGCUCCCUCUGUCUGUGUGUUUUGC